Molecule: messenger RNA, 1512 nt
Organism: Schistosoma turkestanicum
Lineage: Eukaryota; Metazoa; Platyhelminthes; Trematoda; Strigeidida; Schistosomatidae
Source: the annotation of a GenBank genome assembly
AUGAAGCCGGUUAUCGAUUCUAAAUUGGUAAAGCAGAAUAAAAAGAGCAAGACCCACAAGCUCGAACAAACGCUUCUUAUCGGACAGAAUGCUACUACUAAAAGUAAAACUAAAACAGCUGUUGAUUCAAAAAAAUCAAAACGGCAAGAAUAUAUUGAUACUCCAGUUGUGAAGAAAACAACUAAAUCUAAAGAAAGCAGUCUUUUGGACUCUAAUUUAAACUCAGACAGUAAGCUUAAGGAAUCCAACCGCUCAUCUUCGAAGAAAUCUCGGCAGAAAAAAAUUAAGAAUUCAACAAAUCAUUCAUCAGAACAACCUGCUUCUGUUACGCUUAGUGAAGAUCAUUGUGGUGCUAGCAGUCGAAAUUGUCUCUCUCUACUCAUCACCAACCUACCUAAACAUAUAAAUUAUACAAUGCUUAAAGACGCCAUACCAUCAGCUACACGUUUGCAUCUGUUUAGGAAGUCUGGAAAGCGUUUAGCUUUCGCCAAUUUCUCUACUACGGAUGAAUAUUCAAAUGCCGUUAGUCGUCUGGAAGGACUUGAGUUUGACGGGGUUAAGCCAUCAUUUAAGCAAGUUAUUCGCCAUGAUAAAAAUGAAAAGAAGAAACUUGAUAGUGGUGAACUAAGGCUUACUAUUCGAAACUUACCAUAUUCUACUACUGAAACUGAGUUACAAGAUGAAUUUCCUACGGCCAAAUCAAUUAUCAUAAAUAAGAAGGAAAAUGGGAUUAGCAAAGGAUCUUGUUUGAUAGAGUUUGAAUCUCAUGAUGAUCUUCAAGUUGUUCUGGAUGCUUGUCAGAAUAAGGUCAUCGGUGGUCGUCGUGUACACGCAUUGCCCGGUCUUCAUUUUAAAUUAAAAUCCGAAAACUCAAAGGCAAAUAAUGAAAAGGCUUGUACAUUUGGCAUAAAAAUAUGCAAAUUGUCUACAGUAAUAGAUGAUGAUCGACUUCGGCAACAGUUUCCGUUGGGUUCCAUCAUUGAAUAUUGUUCGGUGCCUACUAGUAAUCCAUCAUGCAGAAAUGUAUUUCUCACGCUCAAAAACAUUGCAUCUAAUCAGUUAAUUGUUAAGAAACUUCGAAGAAAAGGUAUCGACGAGCAUCGUCUGCGUAUACAUGUAUGGUGCAAAAAGGGCUCCAAAUCUCAAAAAAUUGAUAUAAAUUCACUAACUGACGAUAAAAAAAAUAAACGUAAAAAACCAAAACUCAAGAUAAUUGUUCCAGUGGGAAAUGAAGAAACGACAUUUUCUGACGCAGAUAAAGAGAAUAAAUUGAAACAACGAAAACUUGAAAAGAUGGAUGUUUCCGUAGAGAAUACUGAAGUUUUGUCUUCGAAUUCAGCCAGCAAGGAACAUAAAUUAAAAAAACGGAAAUUUGAGUGCAUGGACGUAAACAUGACUGAUUCACAUUCGUUAAAACGUCCUCGUUCUCAUAAGAAAAAGGAGUUCGGAAUUCAAGAUAAGAAUCAGAUCAGUGAUAAUCUAAAACACAUAGUAUUUAAUGAAGAUGAAUAG